Molecule: messenger RNA, 687 nt
Organism: Auxenochlorella protothecoides
Lineage: Eukaryota; Viridiplantae; Chlorophyta; Trebouxiophyceae; Chlorellales; Chlorellaceae
Product: Protein GrpE
Exons: 2
Coding region: 1-687 (228 amino acids)
Biological process (GO): protein folding
Molecular function (GO): protein homodimerization activity; protein-folding chaperone binding; adenyl-nucleotide exchange factor activity
Source: RefSeq, a predicted model, not a curated record
AUGUUGGGAACAGCAGUGCCAUCCUUGGGUGACGGCGCCUCCCCCUCCACCGCCACGAUGGACCCCCCCUCUGCCACGGACGCAGAGGGCCUGCUGGCCGAGGCGCGGGAGGUGGCCUCCACGCGCCAGGUCACCGACGCCUUCGCGGCCACCUUCCCCGAGCGGCUGGAGUACCACCUCCGCGCCGCGAGCGAGGGCGGCCCCGCGGGCGCGGACGCCGCGCUGAGCGCGCUGCGCGACCAGCACCUGCGCCUGGCCGCCGACUACGACAACUUCCGGAAGCGCAGCGCCGCGGAGCGGGACAGCGCGCGCACCGCUGCCCGGGGCGACACCGUGCUGGAGCUCCUGGCGGUGGUGGACAGCUUCGAGCAGGCCGCGGCGGCGCUGAGCCCCGCCACGGACGGCGAGCGCAAGGUGGUGGCCGCCUACGACGCCGUGUACCGCCAGCUGGUGGCCGCCUUCCGGCGGCUGGGCGUGGAGGCGGUGCCGGGGGAGGGCGAGCCCUUCGACCCUGCGGUGCACGAGGCCAUCAUGCGCGAGCCUGCGCCCGCGGGCGUGCCGGACGGCACCGUCGUCCAGGAGUUCCGCAAGGGCUUCCGGCUGGGCGACAAGCUGCUGCGGGCGGGCAUGGUCAAGGUAGCCUUUGCCGAGGACGAGCCCACGCAGGGUGGGGAGGAGGAGGCCUGA